Helianthus annuus (common sunflower) is the source of this 1814-nucleotide messenger RNA. RefSeq names its product AAA-ATPase At3g28580. Gene Ontology annotation, molecular function: ATP hydrolysis activity; ATP binding. Lineage: Eukaryota; Viridiplantae; Streptophyta; Magnoliopsida; Asterales; Asteraceae. The record is from RefSeq and is a predicted model, not a curated record. The transcript has 2 exons. The coding region runs from base 149 to 1615 and encodes 488 amino acids.
AUGUAUUUUUCGAACUCAACAAAGUUCAAAUAUAACAUUCUACAAGCCACAAAUCUUGUUAGAGUCUAGUAUUGUAACACCCAACCAAAAUAAGGUUGAAGUGUAACUUAUAAAGGUCUUUUUAUAAGUACAUAAGUUCGGGAAGAAGAUGACUGUGGGGGAUCAUAUGACUCAGUUGGGGUCUGUGAUGGCUAGUGCUAUGUUCAUUUGGGCUAUAUUCAAGCAAUGGUUUCCAGAAGAUCUUGGUAACCACAUAGAAAAAUACUUCCAAAGACUUGUAACCUAUUUCUACCCUUAUAUCACCAUCACUUUCCAUGAAUACCAAGGUGACGAGUUCGAGCGAAGCCAGGCCUACAUGGCCAUCGAACGCUACCUCAGCACCAACUCAUCCAACUGCGCUAAACGGCUCAAGGCCAACGUGAUCAAGGACUGCAAAUCUGUUGUUCUAAGCAUGGACGACUAUGAAGAGGUCAUAGAUGAGUUCAAAGGCAUCAAGAUGUGGUGGACAUCGACCAAAAGCAUCCCUCAACAACGGGCCAUCUUUUCGUAUCAUGCGGAUGAUGAGAAGCGUUAUUAUAAGCUAACUUCGCAUCGAAAGCACCGGGAUAUUGUUGUUGGAGAUUAUGUUCAGCAUGUGCUUGAUGAAGGUAACGCCAUUGCUACAAAAACUAGACAACGUAAGCUUUAUACCAAUAGCAAAAGUGAGAAUUGGUAUGGGAACAAGAGGACCAUGUGGAGUCACAUCAUGUUCGAGCACCCGUCUACCUUUGAUACGCUUGCGAUGGAUCCGAACAAGAAGAAGGAGAUUUUGAACGAUCUGUUGACGUUCAGCAAGUCAAAAGACUACUAUAAGAAGGUGGGCAAGUCGUGGAAACGAGGAUAUCUUCUUUAUGGUCCACCAGGAACCGGGAAGUCUAGCAUGAUCGCGGCCAUGGCUAACCUUCUUGAUUACGAUAUCUAUGAUCUUGAACUAACUUCAGUGAAUGAUAACACGGAUUUGAGGAAGCUGCUCAUCGACACAUCAAGUAAGUCCAUAAUCGUGAUCGAGGACAUCGAUUGUUCACUAGAUCUCACGGGUCAGAGAAAGAAGAAAAAGGAAGAUAAGAAACCGGAUCAAAAGGACCCGAUUCGCAAAAAGGAAAAGGAUAAAAACAAAAAGAAAACUGAAGUGACUUUGUCUGGGCUUUUAAACUUCAUUGAUGGAUUAUGGUCAGCUUGUGGAAGUGAGAGAUUGAUCAUAUUCACCACGAAUCAUGUCGAAAAGCUUGAUCCGGCUCUCAUUCGAAGAGGAAGGAUGGAUAAACAUAUCGAGAUGUCGUACUGUUGUUUUCAAACGUUUAAGGUUCUUGCAAAGAACUACUUGGAUCUUGAAUCACAUGACUUGUUUGCAACCAUCGACCGGAUGUUGGGGGAGACGAAGAUGACCCCGGCUGAUGUUGCAGAAUGUUUGAUGCCAAAAUCGGCUGAAGAAGAUGCUGAGAGUUGCUUGAACGAGUUGAUCAAGUCUCUAGAAAAUGCAAAAGAAGAAGCAAGACUUAAAGUUGUGGAAAGUGAAGACAAUGGUGGUCAAAAGGUACAAGAAUGUGAUGGAUCAAGCGAUUCAGAGGACGACUAACUGUUAUUGGUGGGAGCUUUGAGUUUUUCGAUCACAACGACUAGUUUAACGAAUUUUCAUCGGUAUUAUCAUUUGAUAUUAACAUGAAAUGAUGUUUUGUUACAUGUUUAUUGUUAGUAUCUGUUGGUAACAUUGAUAUAUUGGGAUUGAGUUCAUCUUGUAAUAGAGAAUAAACGAACUAGUAUUUAUUUUCUUACCA